UUUUGUUUGUCAGUCUUUUGGUUGUUUGUUUUUGUUUGUUUUUGUUUGUUUUUGUUUUUGUUUGUUUUUGUUUGUUUUUGUUUGUUUUUGUUUUUGUUUGUUUUUGUUUUUGUUUGUUUUUGUUUGUUUUUGUUGUUUUUGUUUGUUUUUGUUUGUUUGUUUGUCUGUGUUUCUGUUUUUUUCUGUUGUUUGUGUUUGUGUUUGUGUAUAUGCAUACUUGUUUAUAUAUUUAUAUGUUUGUCUAUUUUGUUUGUCUAUUUUGUUUGUCUAUUUUGUUUGUCUAUUUUGUUUGUCUAUUUUGUUUGUCUAUUUGUGUCAUUGAGACGACACUCGCCAUUGUCAUUUUUGGAUCUUUAGUGUUGAUAAAGAGGAUGAGAUGGAGUGUCUCAUUAGAGGCUCCAACUUCCUUCUCAAGAACAUUCCCAACGAGUCAUUCAUUUUCCAGCGUGACUCUGUACCACGCUUUUUGUUUCAAGACUUUGGCUCAAACAUAUUUCCGUAUCUGUUGGUCAAUAUAGGGUCUGGAGUGAGCAUUGUGAAGGUUGACUCAGAGAGUGAAUUUAAACGUAUUGGUGGCACAAGCAUGGGAGGAGGAACAUUUUGGGGACUUGGAUCUCUCAUCACGGAAGCAAAAGGAUUUGACGAGUUGCUACAGUUGGCUUCAAUGGGCAAUCACAAGAACGUUGACAUGCUGGUUGGAGAUAUUUAUGGAGGACAUUACGAAAUGCUUGGUUUGCCAUCUGACAUCAUUGCUAGCAGCUUUGGCAAGGCAUCCAGAUCUUCAAAAGAAGACACAGAGACUCGUGGACGGUUUCGUGAUGCUGAUAAAGCGAAGAGUUUACUGCACAUGAUCAGCAAUGACAUUGGACAGAUUGCAUAUCUCAAUGCCAAACUACACAAUCUAAAGCGAAUCUACUUUGGUGGCUACUUUAUUCGAGGACAUCCCGUCACAAUGCAUACAAUCACAUUUGCUAUCAACUACUGGUCAAAGGGUGAGGUACAAGCUCUCUUCUUACGUCAUGAAGGUUAUCUUGGUGCUGUCGGUGCUUUUCUAAACGGUGCCGAGGAGGAGAACAUUCCCAUCAGCUCGUGGUGUGAAAACUUUGCAGGCAGUUCUGGUUUUGUCAACAACUUUAGUCGACCGUUGCCCACUCCAUAUGAUGUGCUUGAGUUGGAUCAUCGUGAUCGGCAUCUGACUAGUUUUCCUUUGUUGAAAGGUGCUGCUUCGUAUGUACCUGAUUUGAUCAAUUUGAGUGUGGAUGGCGUAGCGCGGCAAUACUGGCUGCAUUGCUUUGAGGAAAUGGUGGACAAGAUCGCCGACUGUGCAGCAGCGAGUCAAGACAACAGGCUGCAUGCCACUCAGAGAGCCGAAACAUUCAGGCAGAAACAUCGUGCUCAGUUGGCCAUCCUAUCAACAGAACCAAGUGCCUACGGAACACUUACAGUUCGAAGUCUUCUCAAUGCAAGACAGCAGUGCCUUGUAGAGUGUGGCUUUCCUGAUCCAUAUGCAAUGAUCAAGAAGGUGGAGAAUGAAGCUGCUUUACAGAACUUUGUUGAGAGGCUGAACAUGCUUGACACUUUGUCGUGGGAGGAGAGACAAUUGAACUUGAUUGAAGGCGUGUUGAGUGGCAAUAUGUUUGACUGGGGAGCAAAGGAAGUAACAAAGUUAAUGGAGGUCGGUCAUCUGCCAUUUGAUGCUGCCAAAGCAAAACUUCAGCGACGGCCGUGGCUUGUUGAUGCAUUUGAUGAUUGGCUGGAGAGGCUGCGGGGUCCGCCUCACAGUUGUGCUGUCAUCUUUACAGAUAACAGUGGCAAUGACGUUAUUCUCGGUAUUUUUCCUUUUGUAAGAGAGUUGCUGAAUCGAGGAACAAAGGUCAUUCUGGCUGCCAAUUCGUUGCCAAGUUUGAAUGAUGUUGUGGCAAAUGAACUGAAGAUUUUAUUAGCUGCUGCUGCUGACAUGUGUCCAACUUUUCAGCUGGCUUGCGAGGAAGGAAACCUGAUGGUAAUGGAAACAGAAUCAGAAUCACCAUGUAUAGACCUGAGGGCAGUGGACUUAUUUCUUGCAGAAGAGAGUGUCAGACUCAAUGUCGAUCUUGUCCUGCUGGAAGGGAUGGGAAGAGCUGUACACACCAAUUUCGACGCCAUCUUUACAUGUGAAUGCCUCAAACUGGCCGUACUGAAGAACCAAUGGCUUGCACAGCGACUCGGCGGCCACACAUUUGAUGUCAUCUUCAAGUUUGAGCGGCCAUAGCAAGGAGGGCUCCCACACCACUUAUCACAGACUGCAGUCUGCAUGGUUUCUCUUAUUGAUGAAGCCUUAGCGUUAACAACAAAUCAGACCGUAAAGACUUCGGAUUCUCUGUAUACUGCUAAACAAAUAAUUAAAUGUGUUGUUCUAAUGGCCUGUGCUGCCUGAACCGCAA
Corticium candelabrum is the source of this 2423-nucleotide messenger RNA. RefSeq names its product 4'-phosphopantetheine phosphatase-like. Lineage: Eukaryota; Metazoa; Porifera; Homoscleromorpha; Homosclerophorida; Plakinidae. The transcript is spliced from 19 exons. The record is from RefSeq and is a predicted model, not a curated record. Gene Ontology annotation, molecular function: pantothenate kinase activity; ATP binding. The coding region runs from base 377 to 2251 and encodes 624 amino acids. Gene Ontology annotation, biological process: coenzyme A biosynthetic process. Gene Ontology annotation, cellular component: cytosol; nucleus.